AUGCCGGUCGCACUCAACUGCCUCAGCGAAGAAGGCCGGCGGGCCCUGGAGCAAGGGGGCCCAGAGCCAGUGCUGCACAAAGCCACCAACGUAGAAUUCAUUUACAACAAGCUAAACCUUGGGGAGGGAAAAUUAUACAUAAUGGAAAAGAAGAUCAUUUGGGUCUCCACCCAAAAUGAAGAGGAAAAAAAAAAAAAAAAAAUUACAAAUUUUAAAGACAUCCCCAAUAGCGCCAAUUAUUUGAAGCACUACGAGAAGAACCGCAGCUUCUACAUGCACCUGCUCAAUGACGUGAACAACGUCACCGUGGAUUCCUCAAGCAUCGCCUUGCAUGCAAUCACGUCGGAUGAAAAGAUUUUCGCCAACUCAUGUGUGUACAUACAACUCAACGGCGACAUUCUUGGGGGGGGAAACGAAGACACAGGCAGCAUGAACAGCAUGGGCAGCAUGGGCGACGAGGACGCAGCUGCGGCUGAAGAGGGAACAGACCAUGUGGGUAGCGCCGUCGACCAAGUUGACUGCGGGGUGGACCGUGCCGAGGGAGACGAAGUCCCCAAGAGGCCCAUAGAAAAACUGGGCAAACGGUUAUUCACAAAACUGUCAAAGCAGAGGAGUGUUUUUAAAAAAAAUGAGCAGAACCACCUGGGGGGGCAGGAAAAUGGCGAUGAGGAAAAUGCCGACGAUGAACUGAUUGAAGAAAGCAUAACGCCAGAGAUCCUCCUCGUUAGCAAAAAUUAUUUGGCCAACGAUGCGAUUUUUCGCCAGCUGAGCAACAUGGACCACUCGCCGGACGAUGAGGAUGACGAAAGUGAAGGGGGAGAAGAAGAGGAGGAAGAAGCGGCGGAGGGGGAAGAAGCGGAGGAGGGGGAAGAAGCAGAGGAGGGGGAUGAAGCGGAGGAGGACGCUUGA
Plasmodium vivax (malaria parasite P. vivax) is the source of this 909-nucleotide messenger RNA. RefSeq lists its product as hypothetical. NCBI's taxonomy places the organism in Eukaryota, Apicomplexa, Aconoidasida, Haemosporida, Plasmodiidae. Gene Ontology annotation, biological process: mRNA cis splicing, via spliceosome. Gene Ontology annotation, cellular component: cytosol; spliceosomal complex. The transcript has a single exon. The record is from RefSeq and is a predicted model, not a curated record. The coding region runs from base 1 to 909 and encodes 302 amino acids.